This is a messenger RNA of Kwoniella botswanensis, 828 nucleotides long. RefSeq lists its product as uncharacterized. The record is from RefSeq and is a predicted model, not a curated record. NCBI's taxonomy places the organism in Eukaryota, Fungi, Basidiomycota, Tremellomycetes, Tremellales, Cryptococcaceae. The coding region runs from base 1 to 828 and encodes 275 amino acids. The transcript has a single exon.
AUGAGCGUAACAUCGCCAUCUGGAUUACCUGCUUACGGCUCACUCUACAAAGAUUUCGACAGUAUCGUUGAAGUGGAGUGGCAAGAUUGUAAUACUAUCAAGGGGCAUAAAGAGCCCUCAGACCCCUCAAGGGGUGACGAUCGUUCUAUGCCCAUCAGAGGUUAUACCAUAGGGGAUAUUCGCAUCCAUUCGAUCCGCCCAACCGAGGAAAGUGCAAACUUGUCUGCCAUCCGACCGGAAUACCAACAAAGGGAAAGUCCAGAGGAAAUUGGAUUUUUAGAUCAACAUAUAACUGGAAAUAUCAAUCCUAGUCCCAUCAAAUCUGAAGAAGAUUUCGACCAAAAGGGCGGAUAUAGAGAUUUUCAUAUAGUACCUGGAUCGGAAAUUUCAAAUUCCUACAACAAGAAAGAAGAGCAUCCCCAAUUGAAAGUUUUCUUAUACAAAGAUGGAGUCGAAAGUUUCAAUUCAUCUCAUCUGGAUUAUAUGAAAGCUAUUUCGUGCGAUCAAUUUAAUUACCAUUAUGACCCUUCUGGUGAAGAUUCACUCGGUCACAGUUAUCGUUUUUCGAAUCAGGAUGAGAAAGAGAUCUGGCAAUAUGGUCAUAAAAAGGUUUUACAUCCAAAUUGGAGCUUCACCCAAACGGCUGAAGGCACUCAGAGGUAUUUAAAUGCCCGUAAUAGCUCAGCGCAGAGAUAUUCGGAUUAUCGAGAUGCUCCUCGACCAUUUCAACGAGACCGAAGUGAAUACAAUAUCGGAAGUUUUCUCUCGGACGAAGAGAAGGGUAGAUUCCCGUCAGGUAUUACAAUCGCUGGCUGGAAGCUGAAUUGA